AGUCCACAACCAGCACACAACUCUGAACUAAAAUGGCAGACGCUAAUCGGGCACAUGGAGGAGGAGGAGGAGGAGAAGAAGAGAGGGCUAAGGAUAGAACGAAAAGCCUGCUUAAGAAGAAGAGAGUGUGUGUGUGUGUGUGUGUAGGAUGGGGGUUGCCAUGGAGAGGCCAAGAUGGUGGUGAGACGAGUGAUCUUCUUCUGCACGUCUGACCUGCACAAGCACAGGCUGAGUUUUUUCUCCUGGACAUAAUAACACCUCACACAAACAGGAAACAUUCAUUCAUUCAUUUGGAACAAGUGUAUUUAGGAUGAUGAUCUGUGUGUUUUAAGUGUUUCAGUGAAGACGAACACACGCACACACACACAGAGGAUUGUAGGAUUGUAAUUACAGACAGUGGUGUCUGUCUGUCUGUCUGUCUGCCUGUCUGUCUGACAGCAGGUUCCUGUCACGAGGACCCUAACACAAGAAUAAACUUGACUCAUGAGGAAAUUGGAAGCAUAAUUAAACAUAUUUGAUGUGUUUUAAAACACACAACAAACCUUCAUCUGUCGUUAAGAUUUCACCGAUUGUGACUUUAAAAUAUUUGAGACACUUAACAAAAGGCUCAGUUUAAGUCUACAAUGUCUUAAGAACACGUUCACGUCUUUAUCUCACUGUGAGACAGACGUUUGUAAACCACUCACUCUCCCACACCAAAGUCUACACAGAAAACACACACUCUGACACACACACACACACACAGGAGUUGUUGAUCCACUGCUGCCUCCAUCACUAAGUUCAAAUGUCUUAUUUUGUUAAUUCGGCAUUUUGAUUAACUUCAUUGACACAAAGUGACCACACGGGGCAGCAGCUCCUGUGUGUGUGAUGUUAAAAUCAUUAGUUUUCUCUGUGGGCUUUGGUGUGGGAGAGUGAGUGGUUUACAAACGUCUGUCUCACAGUCCAAAUUCAGAAACACUCUGUGUGUGUGUGUGUGUCUGUGUGUCACCUUUCAGAAUAGAGUUCAGACUUAUGUAACUCAUCAAUCAUCUGCUUCACAGCAUUACAAUGAGACAAGGGAGGAGGAGAAGGAGCAGGAGGAGGAGGAGGAGGACCUCAGAGGACCAGAGGAAGACAGGAAGUCAGGGAUGAGUGCUUCCUGUGCUGACAGGACGUCAGCCAGGAAGUUUAGCCUGAAAUGUGUCGCGGCUAAUAAGAAUUCCUUGUGGACAGACAGAGGUUUGUUGACAUGACACAUCAUCAUCAUCAUCAUCAGCAGCAGCAUCAUCAGCAUCAUCAUCAGCAGCAUCAGCAGCAGCAGCAGCAGCAGCAUCAUCAGCAGCAGCAUCGAGCAGGAACUGAGCUCUUACAUGAAAAAGUCAAAAUCUUACACUAAUACAAACUAAAUAAUCAUGUUUUCCUCCUCUUUUCUUCCAUAAAUACAUGAAAAACUGUAGAAAAUAGUCGUAAGAUGCCACUUUGUUGACGUCUGUGCACAUAAACAUGUUUCCUGUGUGCGUUUGGAGAUAAAUCAAAUCAAAAAUAAGUCACAACGUAGAUCAGAAGCAGGAAGAAGAAACAUUUCAACACACGAGGAGAAAAACCAAACAGUCUCACCAACGAUGAUCAAUAUGUUCCCAUCAGAGCCGCGUCCUCCUCCUCCUCCUCCUCUUCCUCCUCCUCCUCCUCCUCCUCUGCUGUGCUUCAGUUUCCACCAGUGAUGAAGAGUCAGACAUGCAGCAGUGCUCACACACAGGAAGUAGAGGAGGCAGACUUUCAAAGUAAUCUGCCAAACAAUAAUGACAUGGAGAAGAAGAAGAAGAAGACCAAGAAGAGGAAGACGAAGAAGAAGAAGAAGAAGAAGAAGAAGAGGAGAAGAGGAGGAGGAGGAUUCAUGAGUAAGAGGAUUAGACUAAACCAUCUGUUCACCUGACACUUAGCAACAAUAACAUUGUGUCUGAGAAGAGUAUUAAAGGGACAGUCCAGGUUUUCUAAAGUGUGGCUGUAUGAGGUUGUGACGUGUGGUCAGCACAGACUUCAAUAAGCACAGUUUUCCCCAGAGAAACCAGGGAUUUUAACAUCACAGCAGUGACAAAACACACAGGAGCUGCUGAUCCACAAAGUGACCACACGAGGCAGCAGUUGACCAGCAGCUCCUGUGUGUUUUGUCACUGCUGUGACGUUAAAAUCACUCAUUUUCUCCGUGGGGUUUGGUGGGAGUUUAGACACUUUCGUUUCUCUAACUCAAUGAAUGAUUAGUUUUUACAUUGAUAUAAUAUAUAAUAUUUAAAAAUGUUCCUUUUGAAUUCAGUUCUUUUUCAGUCCUAAAGGGGGUAAAUGUGUCAAAUCCAAACUAUAAAUAUGACAACGCUGAAAAUUAAAUAAUGAAGAUCAAAGGAAAAUGAUUAUAUCAAUUGAAAGGCCUUUGUUUUUAAAAAAGAGGUCACAUUUAGUUUUAAAUGUCACUUUAAAGUCUUGACUUUUGCUCCUGAACGUUCCACCAUCCCUCGUGUGACGUCAUCGCGUUUCCAGCGGCGUCCCCGUCUCCCGUGGCAACCGUCAAGCGUCGCCCAUAACAUGAAGAAUGGAUUCUCUCGUACACGAGGUGACGCAGAUCGUAAAAUUGCAGAGAGAAUCCGCUCUGCAGAGACUCAGCUCCUUGUUCUCGUGGCCUGAGUUCACUGAUGAACGACGCGUCUUCCACCAGGAGUUUGUCUACGACGUCUCCGUGUUCGCUGCAGGUCGCGGCCUCUCGUGGCCUGACGUCGCCCGGACUGCUGUGACGGCCAGAAACAUCUUCCCUCAGCUGGACGGUGUGGACGCUCACAGACUCCUGUCCCUGCUGAGAGACGCUCUGCAAGAGUGUUUGCCAAACCUGACCCCCGUGCACCGACAUGAGGUCACUCAGUUCCUCACAGAGACCUGCGUCACGCGCCGGAGGCUCCUGCAGGCCGUGGUGGGCGGAGCUGCAAACGUCACCGCCACUCAGCUUCACCUGGAGGUGCAGCUGCCGCCCACACCUCAACCUCUCACACAGGGAGCAGAAGUCCAUGAGCUGGAGCAUCGUCUGCAGCAGAACAAGCUCUCCUCAACUCUCCAGAAGAAGAAGGAUGAGCUCAGGAGGCUACGAGAAGGUCCACGGGUCACUGUGGAGGACAUUCCUGAGGAUGUCCUCAUGGACAAAGAGGUGGCUGUGACGCUGGUACGAGCAGCAGUGAAGGCCACAGAGGAGCAGAUCCUGCGCAGUCUCAACCAUGAGGCGUCUCUGCUCACUGACAUCCUGCAGCUCAGACUGCAGCAGGCCGCUCUGACCACCAGGAGGCGCCACACUACACACGUUUCCAUUACAGCCUCACAUCCAGAGACUGCAGCAGUGAAGGCCAAAACACACACACCAAAAGCUAAAGCAGGAAAACAUGACAAAACAUGACAAAACACAUUUUUAUACUCAACCAGACUCACAAACACUGCCUCAUACAUACUCUUACAUUUAAAAUGAUUGUCUUAUUGUGAAGUGGAGGAGUUAAGUACUGGUUUGUGAUAAUUAAAGCGACAACACAUGAAUGAGUCAUGAAAGCUGCUUUUUACUUGAGGAUUUAUUUGAAACCAUGUCCUGAAAUCCUUUCGACUCAACAGAAAUAGCUGCAGACAACACUUUUAUAAACAACUGUAGUCUGAUUAGUAGAGCUCCUUAAAAGUACUGUAUCAUAACGUUUAGGAUUAUUUUGAAUCACCCUGGUGUAUGCAACAUUUAACUUGAUGUUAAUAAAUGUCAUUUUCAGCGAAUACAAUUUAUUCUGGGUAUAUUUGUGCUGAAAAACACUCUUGCCAACCAUAUCUUUUGUUUUCACAUUAUGUAAAUAAGUAUAGAGGUAAAAAUGUAGUACAAUAACAUAAACUGGUCAUGAAUUA
Molecule: messenger RNA, 3891 nt
Organism: Solea solea (common sole)
Lineage: Eukaryota; Metazoa; Chordata; Actinopteri; Pleuronectiformes; Soleidae
Gene: c2h8orf74
Product: chromosome 2 C8orf74 homolog
Exons: 6
Coding region: 2564-3409 (281 amino acids)
Source: RefSeq, a predicted model, not a curated record